Messenger RNA from Monoraphidium neglectum, 888 nucleotides. RefSeq names its product protein phosphatase 5. Lineage: Eukaryota; Viridiplantae; Chlorophyta; Chlorophyceae; Sphaeropleales; Selenastraceae. Gene Ontology annotation, molecular function: protein binding; protein serine/threonine phosphatase activity. The coding region runs from base 1 to 888 and encodes 295 amino acids. Gene Ontology annotation, cellular component: cytosol; nucleus. The record is from RefSeq and is a predicted model, not a curated record. The transcript has 9 exons.
AUGGUGGACGCAACAGAGGAAGCAACCAGACAGGCAGAGGAGUAUAAGGCUGAGGCGAACAAAAACUUCAAAGAUAAGCACUAUGCGGCGGCUGUGGUGGGCUACACCCAGGCCAUCGAGCUGCGGCCGCAGAAUGCGAUCUAUUGGGCCAACCGCGCGGCCGCACACAUCCGGCUGGAGGAGUAUGGCUCGGCCAUUGCGGACGCUGGCCAAGCCAUUGAGGUGGACCCUGAUUACAUCAAGGCGUACUACCGGCGCGGCGACGCCAACUUUGCUCUGGGCAAGUUCAAGGACGCCCUGAAGGACCUGCGCACGGCGGCGAAGCGGGCCCCGCGGGACCCGGACCUGCGGCGCAAGCUGGCGGAGUGCGAGAAGGCGGUCAAGCGCCUCCGCUUUGAGGAAGCACUCGCGACGCCGGAGUCUGAGAUCACGCACGUGAGCGACACGAUUGACCUGGCGUCCAUGGAGGUGGAGGACGGCUACAAGGGGCCCCGCAUGCAGGAGGACGGCGAGGGGGGCUACGUCAUCACGCGCGACUUUGUGGUGGCGAUGAUGGACGAGUUCAAGCAGCAGCGGCUCAUCCACCGGCGUUUCGCCUUCCAGAUACUGCUGCAGGCGAGCUUGGGAUUGUUUUCGCACACGGCGCGUGCUCUGCUGCGGGAGCUGCCGUCUUUGGUGGACAUACCGGUGGCGGACGACGGGCACAUCACAGUCUGCGGGGACGUGCACGGGCAGUACUACGACCUGCUCAAUAUAUUCGAACUCAACGGGCUGCCUGCACCAGACAACCCAUACCUCUUCAAUGGUGACUUUGUGGACCGGGGGUCAUUCAGCGUGGAGGUCAUCUUCACGCUGCUGGCCUGGAAGGCGAGGGGGCAUACAGCAUAG